AUGUGUUGCAUGGCAGGCCCUGCAGGGAACUGCAGUCUGGAGCCCCUGAGUCCCCGCAGAACCCUCCAAGGCCUGUACGUGGUCCUCUUAAUAGUGCUGGUCAUGAGGAGCUUGGUGUUUGGUAAGCUUGUUCCUGUCAAUCAGAAACCCCCUCAACCACAUCAAUUCCCCAAAUACCUGCGCUGCUAUCGAUGCCUCCUAGAGACCGAAGAGUUGGGGUGCCUUCUGGGAUCUGACAUCUGCCUCACGCCGGCUGGCAGCAGCUGCAUCACUCUCCACAUAAAGAACAGCAGUGGUUCUGAUGUCAUGGUGAGCGACUGCCGCAGCAAGGAGCAGAUGAGUGAUUGUUCAUACACCCGCACGUCCCCAGUGUUUGGCUUCUGGAUAUUCUCUCAAUGCUGCUUCCUGGAUUUCUGCAAUGACCCUCAAAACAGAGCACUCUAUACUCCUUAG
This is a messenger RNA of Propithecus coquereli (Coquerel's sifaka), 453 nucleotides long. It is a transcript of the gene LY6G5C, whose product is annotated as lymphocyte antigen 6 complex, locus G5C. Bases 1 to 453 code for a protein of 150 amino acids. The transcript is spliced from 3 exons. The record is from RefSeq and is a predicted model, not a curated record. Gene Ontology annotation, cellular component: external side of plasma membrane. Lineage: Eukaryota; Metazoa; Chordata; Mammalia; Primates; Indriidae.